AUGCACCACCCCCAGCAGCAUCCGCUCGAGACCCCGAGACUCAAGGUCGUCGGCAGCAGCCAACCGAAGCUGGUCCACACGCCCUCGCAGCAGUCCAUCGCGGCCUCUGACGACUACUACUCCUUCUCCGACAUCACCGCUCAUUCCAGCACCAGCAAGGUCACCGUCGUGCCCUACCAGACCGCUCCGUCUAGGAACCCGUCCACCCAGGACGUGCACACUCACAUCCAGGAUCACAUCCCACAGCCAGAAGAUAGCCAGGACAAGCAGAUACAGCCCGCCAGAGCAGUUGCCAGCGUGAGACGGCCCAGCAUGAGUCGACCACCGACGGCAACGCGGGGAGAGAUCCGGCUGCUCGAUAACGGGACUCCGACCCCCGGGGCAGACGACUCUCCCUACAUCCGCUUUGCCAUCGACCAAUUGACCAGAGACGAGGAGCUGAGGGGCGCGGGCCGACAUGGCUCGCUCGCAACCACCGACUACCCCGUCGAGCGCAUCGUGCCGGACGAAGGUCUGGGAUACUACACAGCAGUCCCGAACAAGACCGUUGCCACAGAUAACAACAACAACAGCAGCAGCAAUACGACCAUGGAGCAGCCAGAGAGUACGGACACACUCAUCGCUGUCGACCCUCCAAGCGACACCUACACCCAUCUCCCGCUCACCUUCAUCCCAUACGUUCUUCGUCCGGCCUUCCUCGCCAUCGGCAUCCUCCUCUGCCUCGCCAUGGUCGCCGCUCUCAUCUUCUGCAACGUCUGGUCGCAGCAGAAAGACGGCCUGUCCAACUACGUCUACUUUGGCGGCUCCAAGUACUUCGUCUUUGAGUUCCUACCCCAGCUCCUUGGCAUGGUCAUCGUCCUCUGGCUCUUCGUCGUCCAGGCGGCUGUCUACCGCAUAGCUCCCCUGUCCAGCAUAGCUCGUGCCGGCGCCAGGGACACCACCCUCCAGCGGCUGCCCAUGCUGCCCAAGAACUUUGUGCUGCCGGACUUGUCCCAUUUCACGUACGGCGAGCCUGUGGUCGGUGUCUGUCUCUUCGUCAUCUGGGCCGUAAACUGUUUCACGGUGCCUCUCCUCAGCUGUCUCUUCCAGCCUCGCUACUACGGCACGCUUCAGGACGGAGGGUUCCGCUGGGUCAGCGUGCAGGGAGUCGGUUGGACUCUCGUGGUCAUUUACGCUCUCCUCGUCCUCUCUCUCUUCGCCAUCCUCGCCCGGUUUGGUUUUGGGGUCAGUGGUCUGCAGUGGGACCCCGUCAGUCUGGCGGAUGUCAUCCCGCUGAUCCAGCGAUCCAACGUCCUCCAUGACUUCGAUCAGUCCGAGGUCACCCCCAAUGUAGGCGGCCACCUUCCACCUAGGAAACUGCGUCUGGGCUACUGGAAGACGUCCUCCAAGCCAGACAACUUCUACGCCCUCGGUGAAGAGUCCGCGCCGUUGAAAAGAGUCUCCUCCGUCGACCGUCUGCUGGAGAAGAGCAAUGGAGCAGCCACCAAGACUGCGGAUCCUGCCACUGUCGAUGUCGAGCGUCAGGAACUUCACAACAAGGACUCCUUCGAAAGAAGCCUGCAUUCGCCCUUCUUCCGCUAUCGCUGGGCUCCCUGGUUCCUCAAGGACACCUUCGUCGUCGCAUGGAUCAUAAUCGCCUUUGUCCUUCUGAUCGCCUUCCUCGCCGUCAGUUUCGUCAACCGGCCGCUGGACAGGGGCUUCCUCCCGCUCCUCCCGACCCUCCCUUCGGCGUCCGGCUUCUCUUCCUCCAACUUCCUCUUCAGCUUCAUCCCUGCACUGCUCGGAAACUUCCUCUUCCUUGCCUGGCAGCCGAUAGACGUCUACUUCCGCGCUGCCCAGGCAUACUCUGACCUCUCGUCGCCCCGCGGCGCAUUCGCCGAAAAAUCCCUGCUACUAUCCUACAACUCCUGUCUCCCACUCGAAGCCACCUUCCACGCUCUCUUCGCCGGCCACUACAAAGUAGCCUACAUCUCCUUCAUCAGCGUCGCCUCUCUCGCCCUCCCCGUCCUCGCCGGCGGUGUCUUCAUGGCCCGCUUUUACGCCGAGAAUGGUCAAGUGCGAAUCUCCUCUUAUACCCCUGCAUAUUAUACCCUUGUUGCAUUUGCUAUCGUCUACGCGCUGUCCUUCCUCACCAUCUGGCCCCGGCGCAUACGCUAUCUCCCUCACCCACUGUACACAUACGCAGACGCCAUCAGCUUCCUAUACCAGAGUCCCCUCCUGGUCGACAAGGUGUUCCGCGAACCCAGAACCAAGACGGACCUCAUCACUCGAACCAUCGUCGCACCACCUGGCGAGAGCCACAAGGCUCUAUAUGCCUUUGGCGUGUACUACGGUCAAGAUGGCAAGGAACACCUAGGCAUCGAUCGUCUAAGGAGACUCGAAGGAGAUGAGUGA
Arthroderma uncinatum is the source of this 2394-nucleotide messenger RNA. RefSeq lists its product as uncharacterized. The record is from RefSeq and is a predicted model, not a curated record. The transcript has 2 exons. The coding region runs from base 1 to 2394 and encodes 797 amino acids. Lineage: Eukaryota; Fungi; Ascomycota; Eurotiomycetes; Onygenales; Arthrodermataceae.